AUGAAAUAUAUCGUAGCCGUCUUUAUGUUGGUUUGCUUGAUGAUACAAUAUGGCCAGUGUGAGCGAUUUACUUCAACUCUGUAUGGCGCUACCAACCGAGCCUUACUGAAUCAUGGGUUUCGGUGGAAGACUGCAUCUUCUCCUGUGAUCUGUGGGCGAGACUGCUCUAUGGAUCCACAGUGUGCAUCAUUCAACUACCAAACAGAUAACUAUGUUUGCGAAUUGAAUAACGUCACCAGAGCACAACACCCUGGUAACUUUAUCGAAUUGCAAGGAAGUGUCUACUAUGAUGAAAAGGCGGACACUCUUUCAUUUAUUGUUUCCGGUUUAAAGAGUAGCAGCAGUUGUCUGGAGUUGUAUCAAGCUGGUUACCGAAGCAAUGGCAUAUACACCAUCUUUCCUACAAAUCUGAUUGAUGGGUUACAGGUUUACUGUGAUAUGGAGUCAGAUGGAGGAGGCUGGAUCGUGCUCCAGAGGAGACAAAAUGGCUCCGUCGACUUUUACCGUAACUGGACUGAAUACCAAUCUGGGUUUGGUGAUCUGCAGAAUGAGUUCUGGUUGGGGAAUGACAUCCUGCGUGACCUUACUGGAUCAGGACAAUGGGAGCUCAGAGUGGAUAUGGAAGAUUUAGAGUCCAAUACCGCUUGGGCUUUUUACGGUGAGUUUGCUGUUACAGGUGACAACUACACUCUCCAUGUCGGUUCAUAUGAUGCUCAGAGUACAGCAGGUGACUCAAUGACAUCACAUAAUGGAAGUCAAUUCAGUACAAAGGACCAGGACAAUGAUGCAAGUGACUCAAUGAAUUGUGCGGUGAGAUACAAGGGUGCCUGGUGGUAUUUUUCAUGCUUUCAUUCUAACCUGAACGGAGAAUACUUCAAACCGGCUGAUUUGAGGAUAAACGGACACGGAAUAACAUGGCAGGCCUGGAAAAGCUUAAACUCCCUGAAGAAAUGCAGCAUGAAAAUACGGCAAGUGAUAUAA
This is a messenger RNA of Asterias rubens (European starfish), 981 nucleotides long. Its product is annotated as ryncolin-1-like. The coding region runs from base 1 to 981 and encodes 326 amino acids. The transcript has a single exon. The record is from RefSeq and is a predicted model, not a curated record. NCBI's taxonomy places the organism in Eukaryota, Metazoa, Echinodermata, Asteroidea, Forcipulatida, Asteriidae.